Molecule: messenger RNA, 468 nt
Organism: Protopolystoma xenopodis
Lineage: Eukaryota; Metazoa; Platyhelminthes; Monogenea; Polystomatidea; Polystomatidae
Source: the annotation of a GenBank genome assembly
AUGACUAAACUUGUCCAAGGCCAUCAAAUACCGAUCGGUCGCCGCUCUACUGGAGAUACUUCAUUUCCUCAUAAGGAAUCGUCCGAUGAUUAUGAUGAACCUGAUCCAAUAAUCAGACUACGCCCAAGAUACAACCAUGCUUUGGGUCCUUAUACCAAAGAUCCUAUAAGAAAAUUUCAGAAGCGAUCUCGUGGGAGACCAAGAAAAAUGAGGCGAGGAAUUUUAGAUAUCCAACCCUCCACAGGAGAACAAUUACCGAAUUCCCAAACAUCAGAGUCUACUUCCACUGAACCAGUGACUAUAGUAAUUGAUGAUUCUGAUGAGGAAAAUGAUGUGAUUUUAUUGGAUGAUUAUAUCGACGGGCCUCCCACUAAGCGCAGAACCUUGAGAUCCAGCUUUGAGCACUCAAACUCACUCAGCGCCGAUGUGAACAUGCCAGUUUGGGUAAGUAAUAUCCUAUAUACUUAA